UACUUGUGAAAGAUGGUGGAUCGCUUGGCAAACAGUGAGGCAAAUACUAGGAGAAUAAGUAUAGUGGAAAACUGCUUUGGAGCAGCUGGUCAACCUUUGACUAUUCCUGGUCGUGUUCUGAUUGGAGAGGGAGUGCUAACGAAGCUGUGUAGGAAGAAGCCCAAAGCGAGGCAGUUCUUCUUGUUCAAUGACAUUCUUGUUUAUGGUAACAUUGUCAUCCAGAAGAAGAAAUACAAUAAACAGCAUAUAAUCCCACUGGAAAACGUCACUAUUGAUUCCAUCCAGGAUGAGGGAGACUUACGGAAUGGGUGGCUUAUCAAGACACCAACGAAGUCUUUUGCGGUUUACGCUGCCACUGCUACAGAGAAGUCUGAGUGGAUGAACCACAUAAAUAAGUGUGUUUCUGAUUUGCUUUCCAAAAGUGGGAAGACUCCUAGCAAUGAACAUGCAGCUGUCUGGGUACCAGACUCGGAAGCCACUGUGUGCAUGCGCUGUCAGAAAGCAAAAUUUACGCCCGUCAACCGUCGUCACCACUGUCGCAAGUGUGGCUUUGUUGUGUGUGGGCCUUGCUCUGAAAAGAGGUUUCUUCUCCCAAGCCAGUCUUCCAAGCCUGUGCGAAUUUGCGACUUCUGCUAUGAUCUUCUUUCUACUGGGGAGAUGACUGCUUGUCAGUCCACUAGAUCAGACUCCUACAGCCAGUCACCUAAGUCAUCUUUAAAUGAUGUAUCUGAUGAUGAUGACGAUGAAGACAGUAGUGAUUAAGCACCAAAUGUUUUUUUUUUCCCAUGUGUUGCAAUUUGUGUUUCAAACUGUAUGGAGCUGCUUUUGGGGAAGUCUGUAGUGAGGUUCCUCAGAAAAAUCCUGUUCUAGCCAUAAAAUAUGCCUGAAUAUCUUCAAUUACGAUGUGCCUCAAUCUAUGAAUUCUUUAGACAAUAGGUUUUUCACUCCUCUGCAGGGAUAGACCGUUGCAAAUGUUAUCAGAGCGUUUUCCAACUUCUUAUACUUGAGUUGUGUCUAAGUUAGACUUUUGUGGAAGAUUGGAGAAUAAAAAUGUACUUUCUUAAUUUCACAACCCAUAUUUCCUAAUGCUUCAUAUUGAUAUGUUAUAUGGGUUUUUGGGAUAUGAGGAGGAAAACUGUAAGCACUCAUGGAACAGUGAUGUUUUGGUU
Molecule: messenger RNA, 1169 nt
Organism: Phaethon lepturus (White-tailed tropicbird)
Lineage: Eukaryota; Metazoa; Chordata; Aves; Phaethontiformes; Phaethontidae
Gene: PLEKHF2
Product: pleckstrin homology domain containing, family F (with FYVE domain) member 2
Exons: 1
Coding region: 13-762 (249 amino acids)
Molecular function (GO): phosphatidylinositol binding; metal ion binding
Source: RefSeq, a predicted model, not a curated record